This is a messenger RNA of Aspergillus saccharolyticus JOP 1030-1, 1135 nucleotides long. RefSeq lists its product as uncharacterized. Bases 384 to 926 code for a protein of 180 amino acids. NCBI's taxonomy places the organism in Eukaryota, Fungi, Ascomycota, Eurotiomycetes, Eurotiales, Aspergillaceae. The transcript has a single exon. The record is from RefSeq and is a predicted model, not a curated record.
GGUUAACUGGUGGUUCCGUUAAUAACACAGCUAUAGUUCGUAGGUUCAAAGUAAGACCGAAUUAUGAUCACGCUGGCUCAUCUGUAUACUCAGCUCGAGUAAUAAAAGCAAACCAACAAAUACAUAGUUACAUCAACGAUCUCUAUCUUGUUAGAAGAGUCUCGAAGCUCGUAUUUCUAUCGAGCUAUAUCAAGAAUGUCGGUUAAGUCGAUCAUCCGACAUCAAAGUUCUAGAAUUAUCUUUUCGCCGCAGUCCCGCCUACAACCUCUCACACCUUGUUCCACCUCACAAGAUAGAAAAUCCCAUGGUCUUUCACACGUCAAAUAAUCCUUUCCUGACUUCCAAUCAACCCCACUAGUUACGUUCCCCGACAUAUAAUGCACAUGUCCGGCCUUUUGACCCGUGCCUCUCUCUCUCUCCUCAACAUCCUCCUCACUCCACUCCUCACCACGUCCACAUCCACAUCCAUUCGCGCAUCGGCAAUUGGUCCGCCACGAUUUCAACUCGAUCUUCCUAUUCACCCCCAGUGCUCCGCAUUUAAUCUAUACCGUCGCCACAACUCCACUUUCUACUCAACAAUGUCGACGACCUCCUCCCAAGAACCCCAGGCUACUGUAACAGCCGACGCCAACGCGGAGAACCGGACGCAGGAGCAGCUGGGACGAAAAGAAUAUCUCGCUCUUCCAGAUGCAGGCAGCGCCAAUUCCGCGUCGCACGAACUUGACGUAAGCGGCGACGGCUCAUCCGUGAAGCUGGACCAUCUGGGCCCCUUGGUUGUCAACCAGGACGGAACACUGUCGAGAAUCUCGAACUGGGAGCAAAUGACUGAGAUCGAGCGGAGAAAUACACUAAGGGUCCUGGGAAAGCGGAACAAAUUGAGAAUGGAUGCUAUCAAAGAGCAACAAAACCAGGGCCAGCAGAACUAGGAGUAUCCUUGUCGGGGAAGAACAAAAGAACUCAACCACGUCAUCUACUUGCUAGAUCGCGGUUUAUGACUUUUAACGACUUGUGUGUUGUGACCAUAUGCUUUCUUUCCAGAUCGAAUCUACAGGGGCGCAUUGCCAUACGGCGUGUUAUAUAUCGUCAUAGCCAGAACUUUAAUUUCAUCAUCAUCACGUAUCAGGCCUGGAGCAAA